AUGAGAAGUUCUGUGAAUGCCAUUUUAUAUUAUUAAUGGUGCUGUCAAAUUUUACUUCAUAAAUGGAUGUAUAAACAAAAUUCGGCAGCUUUUAUUGUAGAGUUCGCUCGAGAAAUAAAUUUGAAUGAUCGAUAAUUAUCAGUUAUUUAAAAAUAAAGUAGAAGGUGCAUUCUGUUUGAGUUGAGCAGUGUUUGAAAUCCAAUCUUCCUUAGACUAGAUCUGAUUUGUUUAGUGCAGAAAUUCCUGGAUAUCUCUUUCAGAAUAACUAGUAAAGUUUUAUCGCUUUAUUGAAAUAAUCCAUAAUAUUCAUGUAGAAUAUAAAUAUAGUUUUGCCGGCCAAAGAUAUCACCAGUUAUGGCGGCUCAUUUGAAUUCAUUUGUAAACAAAUUGAAAUGAUAUUCUGAGACGUCGAAAUGGACCCAGUAUUACAACGUUUCGGAGAUGUUACUAUUCAGAGGGUUGAAAAACCCAAACCACCACCUACAUCUGCAUCUCAAUUUCCUGAAACUUCCAUCAAUAAAAGAGAAAAGUCUGAAGAUGAGGAAGAGGAAUAUUACAGUAGUAUGGAAGAAGAUAGUUUCGACGAAGAAGAUGAAUCUCCUGUUAACCUUAAAAGACCUAUAGAAAAACCUUUUUCGUCUGAACAAGAACCAGUUUCAAAAAAAUUGAAACAAACUCCUCCACAUCCCAUUUUGGGUUUAAAUACUAACAUACCUAGUGGAAUAACAAUUGAUAAAGUAUUAGAGAAAAAACCACUUGAUAUUUUGAAUAAUUUCAGUGAAGAUGACAUACCCUCUGAAUUUGGUACUGAUUCUGAGAUGGAAUCAGAUGAGGAUCUUGGUAUUCCUGAACAAGUCUCAGAAAAAGUCUCAGUUAAGGAGGAGGUGGAAGAAGCUGCUGAUAAUUCUUUCUUAGAAAAGUUGGUUGAGGGUCCUUUCAUGGAACCUUGUUCUAGUAAAACUACCCCAGUGUGUCCACCAACAAAGUCAACUGAGUCAGUUCCGUCAGAAAACGAGGAUUAUGAUUAUGACAUAAAAGAAAAAUUAAAGGAAAUGGGAGAAAUUAGUUUUGAAACUGUAAAGAAAGGGGAAAAACCUAAAAAGGUGGAGGUUAAAGUUGAAAAUGAAGUGGUAGUUACUCCAGCUAAAAAGCCUGGUGAGGGAGACGAAAUAGAUCGUAAAACAAUGGCUGCAUCAAAUUUGAGAAGGAAUAUAAGGGAGGUAAUGGAUGAGACUAAAUUGGAUGAAUCUACCCUUGCAGCUCAGAGGCUUGAAAUGGAAAGAUUACAGAGGGUGCAGGAACAACAGAAACUUCUAAGAGAGUUCCAAAAACAAGCUGCUCAGGAAAGAAUGCAAAAUAAAGUAAUAUCUUUACUUCAAGGAAAUAACUUUUCAAGACCAGGCCCCUCGACAGCCAGGAUAGGAAGCACAGUAUUAGUAAAAUUGCCAAAUGGCCAGACUAAAUCUAUGACACGACUGCCAAAACGCCCAAUAGAAUUAAUGAGAGUACCAAAAGCAAUGGGGCCAACUUCAAUGCCCGCCCCUAGGCCUGGAAAGAGUCUUCUAAGCAUGAAAAAACCAGGAAGUCAUUUGACGCCUUCAGUUAGCAUUGCUCCAGUUCCGGGAAGCAAAAAGCUCCCUGUUCCUCUAAACAAAUCUUUUCAAAGUGACAGUGAAAGUGACGGAGAAGAAUUCGCAGGACUUUUCCCCCGAAAGAAAGGAAAAGAAUCUCAGUCAUCAUCUAGCACCACAACAAUAGACAUAUCUUCAGACGAUGACUGCAUAGUGGUUUCCGAACCAGAAGGCGAUGGCCCCGAAGAGGAGGAAGAAGAUCCUACCAAUUCGGGUAUGCACACCAACGACGAGUUCAACGCACCAGAUGCCGAAGGCAGGGUGUUGAUCAACGUGGGACAUCCCGAAAAUGACCCAGAUAUAUUCUUAGCACCCCAAAUCGCUAGGAUAAUUAAGCCCCAUCAGAUCGGAGGGGUUAGAUUUUUAUAUGACAACGUUAUUGAAAGUACAAGCAGGUUCGAUAGUUCGCCAGGUUUUGGGUGUAUCUUAGCCCACUCCAUGGGCCUGGGAAAGACCUUGCAGAUAGUAUGUUUCUCCGACAUAUUUCUCAGACACACAUCGGCAAAAACUAUAUUGUGCAUAAUGCCGAUCAAUACGCUGCAGAACUGGAUGGCCGAAUAUAACAUGUGGGUACCGACCGAAGAAAAUGCGGGUGCUAGCCCCCUCAACAGCCACGGAGAGGUCAGACCUAGGAAUUUCAAUCUCCACGUAUUGAACGACAGUCAUAAGACCUUGACAGCCAGAUCGAAGGUUAUCAACGCUUGGAGGGCCCACGGUGGCGUCCUUCUGAUGGGUUACGAGCAAUUCAGACUGCUCUCUCUGAAGAAAAACCCGAAAACUAGACGGAAAAACAUGGAGCCCCAAGACGAUACGAAGAACAAGGUUAUGUUUGAUGCUGUUCAUCAGGCUCUGAUCGAACCGGGGCCCGACCUGGUCAUCUGCGACGAAGGUCACAGGAUCAAAAACUCCCACGCUUCGAUAUCUCAGGCGCUGAAAAUGAUGAAAACGAAACGAAGGAUUGUUCUGACGGGGUAUCCACUGCAGAACAACCUGAUGGAGUACUGGUGCAUGGUAGAUUUCGCUAGGCCCAAUUAUCUGGGUUCAAAGACGGAAUUUUGCAACAUGUUCGAACGUCCCAUCAUGAACGGGCAGUGUAUAGAUUCAACAGAAACCGAUAUAAAAUUAAUGAGGUAUAGAGCACACGUUCUUCAUUCUCUUCUGGUCGGUUUCGUUCAAAGAAGAUCCCACAGAGUGUUGCAAACUGCUCUUCCGCAAAAAGAAGAAUAUGUUCUUUUAGUUAGGAUGACGAACUUCCAGAGGAAUCUCUACGAAACCUUUAUGAACGAAGUUGUACGUAUCCAGUCUGUCCCCAAUCCCUUGAAGGCGUUUGCGGUUUGUUGCAAGAUCUGGAACCAUCCCGAUGUGCUGUAUAAUUUCCUGAAGAAGAGGGCCGAAGGAUGUGCCAGGGAUAUCGACCUAGAAGAAGUUGCUAGUGUUGCCAGCACGCCAAGCGACACUUUAACAACCCCCGCCCCCAAAGAGAAGAAAACACCUGCAUCGAAAGCGAAAAAAUCGUCCCCCAGAGGAAGGCCCCCAGGUACCGGUAACAAGCCGGCAGCUUCUGUGACUCCGUAUAACAGCGCGGCAGAGGGUCAAACCAACGCCGUCCCAGAAAACCCUUCGGCCAACGCCAAUCAGGGUGCCAAAACAUUCGGACCGCCACCACCCUUCUUCGAACAGUCCAACGCGCAGUUCCCAUCUAGCUUCCAGUCCAAGCCGCAGCAGCAGUUCAACUCGAACUUCCAGAACAACGCGUACCACGAAGACACGCGCGGUUCAAACUACAACGAGAACACCAAUUGCAGCUUCGACAUGUCCCAGAAUCCCACACAGGUGUCUUCGGAGUCCAACAAUUUCAUGGAGGCAGCUUCCCAAGACUCCAGUCAGACGGAUACCAAGAGCUACCUGGACAUAAGCAACCAGAAGGGAAAACCGGUCGAUUUGUUCGGUCGAGGUAGCCAGUUCCCUCAGAACUUUGGUAACGUGCAAGGAAACAACCAGAACUUCAACUUCAAUCAGCCGGAUUACCAGCAAAACUCCCAGCAGCCGGGUUUCCUGAAUAAUCAGAAUUUCCAGAACGGGCAACAGAGCAUGUGGUCCCAGAAUGAUAACCCGAUGGAACUUCUCAAUUCUGCCUUCAACAUGAACUACAACAGCAACAGCAACUCGAACUCUUCCUGGAUGAAAAAGGAGGAGAAACCUGCCACAUCGGUCAACAGUCCGGUUAAGAACGAAUUGAGCAACGAUUCCAAACCCAAGAUCAAUAUUAUCAGCGAUAUCAAAUUGCCCUCACUGUUCGGUGCGAAUCUCAGUUUGAACUCGAACAGUACGGAUAAGAAGAUUAAAAUAAUAAGCGACAUUAAAAUCGAGCCCAAAAAGGAAGAGGAGAACGAUAGCAAAGAGGUGAAGGCAGAUGUUAAGGAUGUUGUGCCGUUACCUGUUCCGACGCAGGAGAAUCAGACACCGGUGAAGGAAGAAGUUAAGAAGGAUGAGGUUAAGUUGCUGCCACCGGAAUCUCCGGCAGUCAAAAAUAAUAACAGUUUCCUCAAUUUCAAAGAUAAGGAAGAUUGUGGAAUUCCUUACGAUUGGGCCUUGGAGCUGCUGAAAGAUUACAUCCCUGGUUGCAUAGAGAACUCGGCGAAAAUGGAGAUCCUUUUCUGCAUAAUCAAAGAAAGCAUAUCACUCGGAGACAGAUUACUAGUUUUCAGUCAGUCUUUGAUAACCUUGGAUUUGAUAGAACAGUUUCUGCAAGCAUCUUUAGUACCCGGAGAUACAGUUAAUUGGUGCAAAAAUGUCAGCUAUUACCGUCUCGACGGUUCAACAAGCGCGUUGGAGAGAGAGAAACUCAUAAACGAAUUCAAUUCCAAUCCGAAGAUCCACCUGUUCUUGGUCUCCACCAGAGCGGGGUCUCUAGGUAUCAACCUUGUGGGAGCGAAUCGAGUUGUCGUUCUGGAUGCUUCCUGGAAUCCCUGCCACGAUACACAAGCAGUAUGCAGGGUGUACCGGUAUGGUCAACGAAAACCUUGCUUUGUUUAUCGACUGGUGGUCGAUAAUUGCCUCGAGAAGAAGAUAUACGACAGGCAGAUAAACAAGCAAGGAAUGUCAGACAGAGUGGUGGACGAGUGCAAUCCGGACGCCCAUCUGACGAUAAAAGACGUUAGCACCCUGUGCUGGGACAAGAAGUACGACGAAGGAGAAGAAAAAGACUGGUCCAACGUGAGAGACAACUACAUCGACGUGGUGCUGCAGAAGGUGCUGGAGAGGCACGGCAGACGGCUGAAUUGCGAACCGUUUCAACACGAAUCGCUGCUGGUGGAUAGGAAGGAGAAGCAGCUUUCGCAGCAGGAGAAAAGACUGGCCAAGAAGAGUUACGAGAGGGAGAAACUGGCCUCGAGACAGCCCACCUACAGCGCGGGCAGUAUGGCCAGAGGGCACAGGCCUGUGGCCUCCGUCAGACCUAUGCAACAGGGAGGUCAAAGGCCCCCCUUUAACCAAAGACUUGUUCCAGGGAAUGACAGACCGUCUAGAUGGAUCCCUGCUGAGCAUUGGCAGAGGCAGGGCAUGACCGCCCAAGAGAUGACCCUGCCCCUCGACGUGGUGAUCCCCACCAACCAGCCGGAGAGGGGCAGUAUCGUGCUCAAGGCCGGUCAAAAGGUAUUGGUGCUAAAGUCACCAAAGGGCGUAUACAUGCAGCUGGAGAGUGGGAAGAUAGUGGCUAUCAAGACCGCUAUAAAGGUCAAGGGUAAGGCGGAGGAUAGCGUCGAUCCGUCGAAGAAACCGCCCCUUCUACCUCCCUCCAUCAAGAUAAACCCCGCCCCUCCGGGCGCGCCACAGAAGAAGGCGGUGAAACCGUUUACCCCGUCUGUGACCAAGAUGAACGUUAAGAGCGUCAAGCAGACGGUUCCCAACCUGGUGUCCAGCAUACAGAGCGUCACCAAGAAGUCCCAGACGAUGAUGAAGUCUCGUCCGUACAAAAUUGGCUUGGAAAUCGCGAAAAAUCUCAUUCAGAGCCAGAAGGAGGAGCCACUCCCUUCGAGCAGCGACGAAGAACACGCGCCGGUGGCCAAGGAGAAGUUAGUACAGAGGAAGGAGGAGGCCAAGUCUAAGAGCGAGGAGCUGGACGAGAUCGAGAAACACAUCUCGAUGCUUAGGAGUCACAUCUCGAUCAAGAGGACUUCUGUACCAGCACAGACACCUAGCGCGAAGGUGGAACAGAAGAAAAUCAAUCAGUCCGUUUUGGAGAAAUUGGAGAGGACAACCUCAUUGGCUCUGACUGAUAACUUGCCUUUCCCGGAUUCCUUGGAAAGUAUAACGAACAACAGCUUCAAAGACGACAACGUUGACGACGAAGCGGAAUCCGCCACCUCUUCUGUUGACAUGAACAUGAAACAAGGCGUGAGUGAUGCCAGCGAUCACAGCGACGAAGUGACCUACGUUUCAGAGCAGCCGCCCCAGUAUCCACUUCAGAAUCCGCAACAGCAGGCUGUCCUAGAGCCGAAAAUAGAACCGACCCAGCAGGAUUACCCCUACAACUACUACAACUAUCAGCCCUAUCCCCCACCACAAGGCUAUACUUAUCCCCAACCGCAGCCCUAUGACAUUAUCGGAGGUUAUCCCGCUCAGCAGCCCCAGCCCCCACCGCAACCACAGUACAAUUACCCCUAUCAGGGUUAUCCCCCACCGCAGCAGUAUCACGCCCCUCACCCCCAACCGCCAAAUUACGAUUACAACGCGCCUCCUGCACCCCCACCGCAAACGAUCUACCCUCCCUACAAUCCCUACCCUCAACAGUAUCCCCCUCCGCCGCAUCAGGGCAUGUAUGGCCCCGCCCAAGUCCCGCCUGCCGCCCCGCCCUACCAAGACUAUCAGUACCAACAGAUGGGCGGUACCCAGCCCCAGAGUCAAGCCAAUCAGGCGGCUCAUCCCGUGGCAUCUGGCUCCGCCCCCCAAACGUAUUAUCCCAAUUCGUAAAGUGUCAUUUAGUGCAAUCUUAUUAUUUAAUUUAUUUGUUAUCGUGGAUGUAUGCUCCCGCAGUAGGUACAACAAUCACAUCACCACAGAAAUAAUUUGCAUUCCAUUUAUGAUUCGGGAUCGUAGAAUCACUUUAAGGUAAAAAGAAAAUUUUUGUCUGUUGUAAUUGGAAAAUGUGUAUGGAGUAGUACAUAACCAUUUGAAACAAUUCGAAUCCAGUUGGCUGUUUUGUGAUAAACUUCUUCUUUGAAAUUUUCGGAAGAAACUGCCGCAAUACAGGUUUUUUUUUUGUAAUUAUGUAAAUUUAAAUUCAAAAUUUCACUGUGCAGUAAUACAUAGAUGAAAAGUAUUGUUUUGGUGAUUUUUUUAGAAUUAUAUAAAUCGAGAAUUUAUGUAUAAAAUCUAAUUUUUUUUUCUUGGUUCGCCCAGUUCAUUUUACUGUUGGAAAUCUUUUUUAGGUAGAUUGAUGAUUGAUUAGAUCUAGAAUUUAGGUAGGAGAAACGUUGAUUUGCUUAUUACAUAAAACCAUAUAUGUUUGAUUAAAUGUAACUGUAAAGAAAAUUCUUAUCUUGUAACAAGAUAUUUCAUGGAACUGAUUUUUUCCUAUAAGCAUAUUUAACACUUCAAAUUGUAUAAUUUUUAUUUGCAUUUAUUUAAAAUUAUAUUUUACAGUGUAUUUA
Messenger RNA from Harmonia axyridis, 7282 nucleotides. RefSeq lists its product as uncharacterized. Gene Ontology annotation, molecular function: ATP-dependent chromatin remodeler activity; ATP binding; ATP hydrolysis activity. Gene Ontology annotation, cellular component: nucleus. The record is from RefSeq and is a predicted model, not a curated record. The transcript has 12 exons. The coding region runs from base 414 to 6602 and encodes 2062 amino acids. NCBI's taxonomy places the organism in Eukaryota, Metazoa, Arthropoda, Insecta, Coleoptera, Coccinellidae.